UCAUUUAAAUAGACGACGGCGGCUGCACGGGCGCGAGGCGCGAGGUGGCGCGGGGUGCGAGGUCUGCCUGAGCGGCGACGAGACGGCACGGUGCGGCACAGCGCAAGGCAGGGCGCGGGGCGGCGCCGGGUCACGGGGGGAGAGAGAGAAAACAAGGGUCUGACAUUCAGGCUGCUCCAGAAGAUGGGGUGGAAGACCGGCAAGGGGCUCGGCAAGAACAAGCAAGGUAUACUAGAGCCAAUAAGAGCUGACAUCAGAGAUGCAAAAUUAGGUGUUGGGAAGCAAGAAGAAGAUGACUUCUUCACAUCUGAAGAUAAUGUGCAAAGAAAGAAAAUGAAUAUUGAACUCGAGGAGACUGAAGGACAUAUAAAGAAGCGUGAGGCUCCAGUUGGCAAUCCUAGCAAGAAACCAAAGGUUGCUACAAAAGUUUCUUCAGUCUUCAGCAAUGGCAGCGAUGAGGACUCAUGAUCAGCAAUGCUACAAAAGAAACCAAAGGUUGUUAGACGAUGGCAAAGUCUAUAUGAUAGUCUCGGACAUGUCGCUGUCAGCUGCUGCCGAUGACCUGGUGAAACGAGGCAAAGCUACGAGCCUGGGGGAUGUUCUGCGGCCUCUGGGCCCAAAGGCAGAAAAGGGCUUGAGGCGCGUUUGGGGUCAUCUACACCAGAGCUAAUGUGGUCUUCACCCCUACAUACCUAGCGUACCAUGUGCUGGUGGUCCCGGCCCUGCACAUCGCUGCCCUCACGCUCUUCGCGAUGAGCGACAAGCACCGGUACAACUACACCGACGUCAAGACGACGUACGUCCUCCUGAGCUUCGCCGCCGCGCUUGGUGUCCUCGCGGUGUUCAUCCGGCAGCUGUUGUACCUGGACAUGUCCAAGGCAAAAGUUCCGGCGUUGUGCGAGACGGUGCCCGGGUGCAACCUCAUCGACGCGGUUCUCCGGAGAAGCCAGAAGGACAUCGGGUGGCUGGUCGAGUGCGCCACGCGCAUGGGCUUCAAGGAAGAGUAUUUUGUUUUCAAGAGGGGAUGAUAAUUAUAAGCUGUACAGAAAAGUUAUAGAAAAGUUUCGGGGUCGGUUCUCUCAGAACUGGUGAAAGCACGAGGACGCGACCUUGCCAGUUGCAGGUUAUUCGAGGAGCCAUAUGCACCAAGUCCAAGUGAGCAGCAGCCGCAACAUGUUGAGGCAUGCGGCCCUGACACGGAGAUGAUGAUCAGCCCUGGUGUGGGACCAAGCUUCGCCACCGAGCACAACCGGCCGCCGGCGCCGGGCGACGGGCGGCUGCAACAACAUGAUGGUGAGGCAUCCAACCCCGACGACAUGGAGAUGAUCGGAGCAGCCCGGAUCGGGCCGAGGACAACUGCAACAUGCUGAGGCAUGCGGCCUAGCUGGCACGGAGAAAGCACGGAGCAGCAGCCCGCCGCACGGGCAAUGGUCAUCCGACAAGAGCUUCCGCAGCAACUGGAUUCUAAGCAAGGAGCUGCAGAAGGAAUGCGGCCGCGAGAUACGGGGGAGCCUGCUCGUGUCAUUCGACAGGAGCGUUAUCCUCUGGCACAUCGCCACCGACAUCUGCUUCCGCAUGCAAGAUUAUCGGCAGCAUGAUCCUCCUGGUCCUGGUGGUUUUCGAAGAUUAGUUUUUAAUAAUGUUUUCGUAAAUUGAUUGGGUAUCUUUGAGUGUAGGGAUUAAUUAUGAAACGGGACAAUCGAUGUAUACAGGUUCGGACCUUCAAUUAGAAUAAUACUCUAUAUCCUGUGGGGGUGUUACUACUGUAUAUUGAUGAUCUUGAGUACGAGCAAUAUGGCUAAAACUAUU
Messenger RNA from Phragmites australis (common reed), 1809 nucleotides. RefSeq lists its product as uncharacterized. Gene Ontology annotation, molecular function: nucleic acid binding. NCBI's taxonomy places the organism in Eukaryota, Viridiplantae, Streptophyta, Magnoliopsida, Poales, Poaceae. The record is from RefSeq and is a predicted model, not a curated record. The transcript is spliced from 3 exons. The coding region runs from base 184 to 468 and encodes 94 amino acids.